UACAUAUACACAUACAGAGGCAGACAACAUAGUUUGAUUUGAGCACGAGAAAAUUCGGUUGAAAUUAACACUAAUUUAAACAUUAUACAAAAUUUGUGCGCGAAGCGUUUCUCAACGGUUUUCACCCACAUUCAGCAUUCAAAUACAGGAAGUGUAUUGACUGUUAGACAAUCACAGUGGAUUCUAGGCACACAUAGUGCAGCAUGCAGAAAAUCGCUAGGGACAAUUGGGUGGCAAGGGCAGCGCAUGAAAAUAUUGAAAUCCAACAUCAGAAACAAUGUGAUGCAGGCUUCCUUGGAAAUUUUCUUUCGAAGGGUCUGAAAACAAACCAAUUGAUUGUUAACACUGAUGAAAAAACAUUAAAGCCAAUUGCACGAUUAAAGGAACCUCGGGAUUUAUUCGCCCUGCCUAAAGACAAGGACAAUGAUUGCUCACAGCAGGCCCCCAGAUGGCCGGUAGAAUGCCAGGUCAUUGGUGAGCGAAUCAUACACAUUCCUUUUGUACCAGUGCAUCCCGAACCACUUAAUGUGCCAACGGGCAAUGAGUUAAAGCCUCGUCCUGUUGGAGAGGAAAACGGAAUUGUUGUAUUUUCCUAUUGUCCUAUAAGUGCUGUAAACUACGGGAGCAAAAAUAUCAAAAUCAAGACAGAGGAUAAGUCAAGUGAAGAUUCGGAUGACUCUUCGGAUUCUAGGAAUGAGUUCAUACCUGUUAGUCGGGGAACGACGCUACAAGCAGGGAAAACACAGCUGAACGCAGUGUCCAAUCUGUUAAAUAAAUUAGAUGAUCAUUCCACAAGCAACUCUCAGGAUGACGAUGAUGACUACGAUGUAAGUGUGGAUGGUAAGGAGACUCGUGAGAAAACUGUUAUACAAAGUCUCACUGAUGCGAAGAAAAAAUUGUUUGGUACUACAACACAUAGUGCAGAUGUUAACAAGUUAACCACAAAAGGCACUACCAGAAUCGACAAUAUUUGGAAAACCAAUAAUACUGAGUACAAGCCCGCUUCGCCGCAUUACGUUCUUAGUCAGUUUGGCAAAAAAGUAUCUAAGGCGAUCAUUAAAAAGAUAAUUGAUUACGACGAAAAGCCCUCAACUGGUACUAACAGCUUAACCUCAGAAAAGGUACAAAAUAAAUAUGCAGUUACCCCAUUUAAGCUUCCCAAAACAAACAUUUCGCGUUUGGAAGUUGCUUUCCAAAGUGAUUCACAACAAUCAUUGAACAAAGCUUCACUUUCUCGCAAGAGCAAUAUGAUCAGUGGUAUGGACGAAGACAUAAACAGCAGUGACGAUUGCAGCACAGAUAUUAAUGACACUAUGAAAGACAAUGUAUUGAGUGGCUGCGGUGGGGCAAUUUCGGUUGGUCGUCUAGCUGGUGGCGCUGAUAAGCGUCCCCGAACUAGUUCGAGCUCUGUAUCGGACACAGAAACGCUAGUCGGAGAUGAGAGCAUGUGCAGGCUUACAUCAGCACCUGAUGAUAAAAUGCCUACUGAAUUGCCGUUGGUUUCAACACCACUUUGUUCAAGAGCCGUAAGCAUGGCUUCAGCAGUAGCAGCUGUGGCAAGGGGGCGUCGUCGUGGCUUUGAGUCAAUUUCGAGCAAUAUAGCGGUAGCUCAUUUGACUUCUAGCACAAAUAACAGCACUUUUGAACAUAACGAUAGACAUAAUCCUGAGUUUAAUAUUAAUGAUCGGGCAUCUCUUCAAUCUCAACAUCUUUCCUAUGAUAUUCCCCAAAUGCAGUUCAGUCGCUCGUCGGUGGGCGGCGCUAAAUAUGUGUCCAACUGCCAUCCCAUGAGUGCGGAGGAGUAUGAAAGUCUGGAGUUUGAAUCGCGCUUCGAAUCAGGAAAUUUGGCUAAGGCAGUGCAGAUCACCCCCACUUAUUACGAGCUCUACUUGCGUCCCGAUCUUUAUACAAGCCGAUCGAAACAGUGGUUCUAUUUUCGCGUUCGACACACCCGUCGUAACAUGCUCUACCGAUUCUCCAUAGUAAACUUAGUAAAGUCAGAUAGCCUAUAUAAUGAUGGAAUGCGACCAGUCAUGUACUCUACCUUGGGUGCCAAGGAAAAAAACGAGGGCUGGAGAAGAUGUGGCAAUAACAUAUCUUAUUAUCGUAACGAUGAUGAAAGCAAUAAUAACACCAACGAAGAGGAUGAGGAUAACUCGAGCUACACACUGACUUUUACUAUAGAGUUUGAGCACGAUAAUGAUACAGUAUUCUUUGCUCAUAGCUACCCUUACACAUACAGUGACUUGCAGGAUUACCUAAUGGAAAUACAACGUCAUCCUGUAAAAUCAAAAUUUUGCAAACUACGUUUACUCUGUCGUACGUUAGCAGGCAAUAAUGUGUAUUAUCUCACUGUUACCGCACCAUCUAAUAAUGAGGAUACAACGCGGCGAAAAAAAUCAAUUGUGGUGUCAGCACGCGUGCAUCCCAGCGAGACGCCUUCAUCAUGGAUGAUGAAGGGUCUGAUGGACUUCAUAACAGGAGAUUCUACAGUAGCAAAGCGUUUACGUCAUAAGUUUAUUUUUAAGCUCGUGCCGAUGCUAAAUCCAGAUGGCGUAAUUGUUGGUAAUACUCGCAACUCGCUAACUGGGAAGGAUUUAAAUCGUCAAUAUCGAACUGUUAUUAGAGAGACUUAUCCAUCUAUUUGGUACACAAAAGCGAUGAUAAGAAGACUGAUAGAGGAAUGUGGAGUGGCCAUGUACUGUGAUAUGCACGCUCAUUCGCGCAAGCAUAAUAUAUUUAUUUAUGGCUGCGAAAACAAGCGUAAUCCGGAAAAACGGCUUACUGAGCAAGUCUUUCCGUUAAUGCUGCACAAAAACAGCGCCGAUCGAUUCUCAUUCGAGAGCUGUAAGUUUAAAAUACAACGGAGCAAGGAAGGCACAGGACGUAUUGUUGUUUGGAUGCUGGGCAUUACGAAUAGCUAUACAAUCGAGGCAUCUUUUGGCGGCUCUUCGCUGGGAUCACGUAAAGGCACUCAUUUCAACAUACAGGACUAUGAGCACAUGGGACGUGCAUUUUGUGAAACUUUAUUGGACUAUUGUGAUGAAAAUCCGAACAAAGUAAAGCGACAUGCUAAAUUAUUUAAGCAAAUCAAAAAGAUAAGAAAACGCGAGAAACGCGAACAGAAAGCAUUGAAAUUACAAAAAAUGGCUGAUCAGAUUUUAAAUUUACUCAAACAACAGGAAAGACUACGCUCUAAAAUAAUCGAAAGACUGAUGCGCGAAGGCUCAAGUGCCGAUGAACCAUUAAAUAUACCGCUUUCCGAUUACUCCAGCGACGAGGGUAACUGCAGCUCUAGUUCUGACAAUGAAGGCAAACAUUCGAUUACAGCCUCAGAUCUUGAAGGCCCUUGCUGUGCGCCUAUUCGAGCGCCGCCCAGUUCGCCUGAGAUUAUGCAUGAGAUUCGCAAGUUUCGAGUACGUCGAAUGCACAAGGUGAUGCAUGUUUUGGAUCAAAUAUACUUUUCACCGGUUCUUCAGCGAAAGUUUAAGGCUCUUGCGCGUCUUAAGCGCCGCCGCCAUAAAUUGGGAUGCAAGGUAGUCGGUUCUAAGCGUGCCACUGGUGGUGGCGUUGGACCAAGUUCACCAAGUAGCAAUAUCAGUGAGAGGAUGAUAAGCAGCGAAAGUCCUCAGAUAACAAUCAAAUCCACACGGCAGCCACCAGAAUCCGAAAGCUCGGAGAGCAAUGGAUCUCAGUCGUCAGAUUUGUUGACUGAUACUAGCAAUGAGGUAAAUCAGACUGGUGGUAAACAGUCGAAUCGUAAGCGAAACAAGAAAAAGAAACAUAUGCCUACUGAAAAAUGUAAGACUAAAGCAUUGAACCGAAAAAUGCGUAUCGACCGCAACUUGAGACUUUGGCUGGCUAACCGACGCAUUUUUAUUUUUCGCCGAAAGAAGAAUCGUCGGCAACGUAUCCGAAAUAAGUCGGUUAAGAAGCGUGGUGAAGUGGUCCGAACGCCACUUGAUUUGCCUACCACUGAUCCUGGUUCUGAUUUGCAUUUUUCAACAGACGAUGAAGAGCUUUUUCCAACAGGUAACGUCACAUUUGGGUCAGUGGUACCUCUUCGUCACACUCUUCUUCAGAGUGAGUUGCAACGUCGAUAUAUCGAGGAAAUUGGUGACUUGGUAGUGCAAAAACCGAAACCAACUCAUAUGCCGCCAGAAUUAAUCGUAACAACACCUUCCAAAAACACCGGUUCAGGUGGGCUUAAAAAAUUGGAAGUAUACAAAUUAACGCCUAGCACAGCACCUGAACAACAAGGUGGUCAGAUGAAUAGCCAGACAAACGGUCCAGGGACUCGACGCACUUAUUCCUGGCAUAAUCUCAAUCAAGAUAAUGGUCGUGCCAAGCCGACUUUCUUCAUGAACGAAUCGAAGCCGGCCGUCAAACUUCUGAAGAUGCCACCGAGGCGCAGUGUACCGAACAAUUUCAUUCCACUUGGUCAACACAGACAUGGCCAUACAAGCCAUGCUGAAGAUCUUCAUGUGAAACUCUCCAUAAAAAAAAAAAUUUGGACGGGGGCUCACGGAGAUUCCGACGUUCGACCACUAGGUUGGCACAAAGGCCAGUCACAAGCACAUGCUCACAUGGCAACCUUGAUGGCAACGGCAGCUGCGACUGCAGCUCUCAGAAGCGCAGGAGGUCCACAAGCUCGCAACAUGCUUGCUGCUGCUAGCAAUAAGGAACAAUUUAUAUCGGCAUCAGGACCGACAGCGAGUUCACCAACUUUACCACCUGCGUAUGUAGGUGCUCCACGUAGAUCCCGCAAAUUGGAACAGGUGGAUUUAUUUAACGCCUGUUCACAAAAGCUGUUGUUGUGGCAGCAAGAGCAUAAAAAAGCAGAACCGUCAAAUACGCGCCUGAUGGGCGGAACUAGUGCCAAGCUAGAGAAUUCGCAGAUCCUUAUGCGCAGUUGCAAGCCAAAAAAAACCAUCAGAACAUCCGGCGGUAAUACUGUUGUCCAUGUCAAUGCAGCUGGAGUAACUGGUAAGAGCAAACGCAAGUCCAGUAUGAUCAAGCUUGCUGAGACGACAAGAUUUUCGCGAACGCAUACCAGUACUGGAGGAUCUGCCAACAGCGAUUCACAGCAACAUUAUCAUAUGACUCAGAAGCAAAGGCUAAUUUUGAAAACUCAACCAGACAGUGGUUAUGAACGCACACAGAACGACUCUAUCAGUGGUAUGCAACACACUGGUGGACGCACUACUAGCAAGUUUAAGACUAGUGGUUUAGUCGUAACAGCCGUCCAACAGUCGGGGGGUACUCAUGCAGGAGGUGUUAGUGUUUCAAGACGCAUACGUCAUGCUGGUGGACAGGUCGCAAAGAAUGGCAGCAACAGUGUCGCCCCUGAUGCUCACAACAUACAUCAAUACCGCGCCGUUAACACAUUGCAAGAGGAUAAAUCAGUAGCAGGGAUUUCCCUAGACACAGUCAACCUUGUACGCAAGGUUAAAACAAAGUUGAGAAAGCGCAAGUCCCGCACGUUCGAAAAUGCUGCCGCUACAUUGGCUAAAUAAAAGCUAACUCGGGCUAAGUCGAAACACUAAUAUUCCCGGACAUUCCUCGACUAAUUAAUCAACACCUUUUUCUUAACAAACUCUUUCAUGUAUUUGUAUGUGAAUUUAUUUUUAAACCAAAUUUUAGUCAACGAAUGAAUUAGUUAUAGAGAUAAUGCGCCACAAUAGCAUUAGCAAUUAGGACCGAUUUCCAAAAUGUGAGCACAUUGAUGUAGCAAAAUUUAUGGGGUAUUAUAUUAUUAUAGUACUCCAAAGUGUAGGAUUUGCGUAUUAUGUCCUAUAUAUAGCACCAACAAUCAGGAAUUUGAGUUUUGGGCAUUUCUAUAAAAAUUUGCAAUAAAAAUUAAUGUUUUGAA
Molecule: messenger RNA, 5872 nt
Organism: Drosophila hydei
Lineage: Eukaryota; Metazoa; Arthropoda; Insecta; Diptera; Drosophilidae
Gene: Nna1
Product: cytosolic carboxypeptidase Nna1
Exons: 17
Coding region: 204-5516 (1770 amino acids)
Biological process (GO): proteolysis
Molecular function (GO): zinc ion binding; metallocarboxypeptidase activity
Source: RefSeq, a predicted model, not a curated record